Molecule: messenger RNA, 1069 nt
Organism: Salvelinus sp. IW2-2015
Lineage: Eukaryota; Metazoa; Chordata; Actinopteri; Salmoniformes; Salmonidae
Product: aquaporin-8
Biological process (GO): transmembrane transport; water transport
Cellular component (GO): plasma membrane
Molecular function (GO): water channel activity
Source: RefSeq, a predicted model, not a curated record
GCAARGCAAACAGGUAGAUAUUUGGACACACACCUGCGGACAUUAUCGCUAGUGCUGCACUGUAUCUCUAGAUACAAAGACUUCUCUCUCUCAUCUAUUUUCUCUCCAAACUCCUCCAUUCUCUCUCUCUCUCUCCUCUAUUCUCACUCUAUCUCUCCAAACUCCUUUCCACUAUGACAGAAGGGACAAUGGAACUGGGUGACAUUGGGACAUCCCUGAUGGCAUCAGACUCUAAGAAAGCACCGGUCAAGCCGCCCAACAAGUUUGAGCGCCUGGUCCAGCCGUGUCUGGCUGAGCUGGUGGGGACCAUGUUCUUUGUGUUCAUCGGCUGUGUGUCGGUCAUAGAGAACGUGGAGGCAGCAGGGAGGCUGCAGCCAGCCCUGGCCCAUGGUCUGGCUGUAGCAGUCAUGGUGGCUUGCAUGGCAGAGAUCAGCGGCUCCCAUUUUAACCCACCGUUUACCAUUGCUAUCUACCUGUGUGGAGGCAUGAAGCUGAAUAUGGUGGGGCCCUACCUCYUCAGUCAGRUCAUAGGGGGUGUGCUAGGUGCUUCUAUGUCAAAGCUGAUGACCACAACAGAGAACUACUCCAAGGCCCAGGGGGCAGCGUUUGCCCUGCUGCAAUCACAAGAUCAGCUGUGGGGGGCUCUGUUUGGGGAGAUAGCCAUGACCUGCCUGGUCACCAUGGUGGUGCUGCUGGGGGCGGUCAACGCCAAGAGUAGCAGCCCCAUGGUGCCCUUCAUGGUGGGCUGUACUGUCAUCAUCAACAUCCUGGCUGGUGGAGAUGUGUCUGGAACCUGUCUGAACCCGGCCAGAGCCCUGGGUCCUGCUAUAGUGGCCAACUACUGGACCUACCACUGGGUUUACUGGGUAGGACCUAUCACUGGUGGACUGGUGGCUGCUGCACUGGUUAGACUACUGCUUGGAGACCGGAAGACACGUAUUCUCAUGAAGUAAUAUCAUAUAUCGAGUUGACAGGUCUGAGAUUACCAUUGUUGUUACAUACAGUACCAGUCAAAAGUUUGGACACACCUACUCAUUCAAGGAUUUGUCUUUAUUUUUACUAUUUUCUA